This is a messenger RNA of Corythoichthys intestinalis (scribbled pipefish), 2341 nucleotides long. Its product is annotated as G2/M phase-specific E3 ubiquitin-protein ligase-like. The transcript has 11 exons. Gene Ontology annotation, molecular function: ubiquitin-protein transferase activity. The coding region runs from base 384 to 2204 and encodes 606 amino acids. NCBI's taxonomy places the organism in Eukaryota, Metazoa, Chordata, Actinopteri, Syngnathiformes, Syngnathidae. The record is from RefSeq and is a predicted model, not a curated record.
CAUAUAUAAAUUUCUGAUCAUGUUGUAAAUUAUUCAGAGCAUUCCCAGGGUUUUUUACAAGGAGAAUUGGACUUGGAAAGCGACGGACACAGAGUUUGAAGCCAUAUAGCAAAGCAUCUACCAAACCCUGGAAGCCUUUUAGUUUCUAUGCGUACCUGCUCAAUAGAAAUUCAGAGGUAACUCCAGUUUCAUCUGAGGAGUUUGAACUUGCCCAGGCUGGUCUUGGCAAAAGACAUGUCACCAUGUCAAAAGAUAUGUGCCGUGAAGAGGUGAGAUUGGACAAUACAUAUAUAGGUGUGUGUGUGUGUGGGGUAAAGAAAAAAAAUUAAGUGCAAGUAAUGUCUAUAAUUUAAUUGCUCAUGUCUAUACAGCUAUAGUAGCUGAUGUUUUACUAUUUAUCCUUUCAGAUCUUUGGACUAUUUCAAAAUGAAUUUCCAAAGAUGCAGGGGCUGACAGGAGGAUGGCUGCUACACAAGGCUACAGGUAAUAAAAAUAGUAAUAUUGUAACAAUGGCACAAAAUUGUCAUUUGGUAUGCAUAUCAAAUAAAAAAAACCUCUCUAAAACAUACAAAUACCUUGUAUCUUCAGGUGGCCAGGGCAAAAGAAAACUAAUAAUGAUCCCCCCGGAUUCUAAUGGUUACACUGGGACCCAAAUCCGCAAUGUUACAGGGUCAGGAAAAAUGACUCUCUAUAUUGUGCCUUUGCAACACCAGUUUGACCUGACUCCACUACCACCAGAUGCCAUUGAAUUUGAAGGCAUGCCAAAAGCCCAAUGCCAAACCUGCAAAGUAUCAUUUCCUUUCCAAAUUUUGGCCCUUCAUGUAAAGGAAUGCAUGGGGUCUCAAACUUCAGAAGAAGAUACUGAGCCAGGUCAAAGUGAGUCAGAGGUUCUGUGCCAUGGAACAAAGAAAUCUGAUGAAGAGAAGUUGCCAUGUCCUAUCUGUUUCCUGAAAUUUACACCAGAGUUCCUAGAACUCCAUGCAAGCAUGUGCGGAGAAAGAGAAAAGGCAGAGCUCAUAACUGAUGACACAAAUGGCAUGAACCAGGAGAAUGAAGAGGAGCUGAUCAAAAGUGUUGAUGAUGUCUUGGAAACCAUUUGUGGGAGAGUUGAUGCUGAGAAGCGCUUUACCAUUCAGAUCACCAGAACAAACCUCUUUGAAAGAGGUCUUCUGCAAUGGCAGCGACAGAAGAAGAACUCACCCACUUCUACUUUGGAAGUGACCUUCCUUGGAGAGGCUGGGGUAGACACAGGCGCCCUUCGAAAAGAAUUUCUCACUGAAAUGGUGGCUGGGAUUGAGCGUCGAUUCUUUGAGGGACUACAAAAUCAGAAGAGCCCACGGUACUCCCUGAAUGACUUUGACAAUGGUCUUUACAGGACUGUCGGAGAAAUUUUCGCAGUCAGUUUGGCACAAGGUGGCCCAGCCCCUACCUUUUUCAGUCCAUGGACUUACACUUACCUCAGUGGUGGGCAGACAAACCCCACAGUUCUCAACAGCGAUGCUGUGGCCGAUGUCCAGUUAAGAAAUUUAAUUGACCAGGUUGAGCUGUCGACAGAUGAGACACUGCCACAUCUAGCUGAUGAAAUCCUAGUUUGUGGAUAUACUGGAGUUAUCUCCAUUCAUAACAAGCAUUCUAUUGUUCGUGCCAUCAUACUAAGUGCAGUGCUGAGAUUACAUCCCAUGCUAGAUCAAAUUAAGGAAGGCCUGCAGCUAUAUGGUCUCCUCUCAUUGAUGAAGCAGUACCCGGAUGUGUGCCAGUCCUUGUUUGUUGCUGCUGAAGAUGUGAAAGUGACUGCAGAAUUUAUAAUGGCAUCUAUUUCUCCAGUACUGAGUGACAAAGGGACUACCAGGCGUCAGACUGAACUGGAGUUGGUAAACUACAUUCAAGACUUUCUUUAUGAAGGAGCUGAAGAUCAAGAGGAAAUAGAGCCAAGGCACGGCAUUACACCUUCCCGGUUUCUGCAGUGGAUCACAGGCCAAGGUCACAUCCCAAUUCUCCCUUCAGAAAAGAAGGAUUUUGCUGUGAUCGUCAAGUUUAACCAUGACUGUAGUGAAGAACAUGGCCUUCACAGGAUCUGUUAUCCUGUUAUCUCAGCAUGUGCCAAAACUAUUACACUACCUGUAAAGCACAUGAGGUCCUAUGAAAGCUUCAAAAGCGUUCUUACUGAGGCUUUUCAUUUAGGCCAAGAAUUUAACAUUGUGUAACUGAAUUACUGUUGAAUUAGCUGUUCCAUGUGUUUGAAGAAAGACCAAUGUGCCUGAAAUUUGUUGUAAGGCCAGUUUAUUGUAUUACUGUUGAGCAAUUAAGAUGUUAAAUGGUUAAACCCAUUGAAUGUUUCAUU